Messenger RNA from Batrachochytrium dendrobatidis JAM81, 894 nucleotides. RefSeq lists its product as uncharacterized. Lineage: Eukaryota; Fungi; Chytridiomycota; Chytridiomycetes; Rhizophydiales. The coding region runs from base 1 to 894 and encodes 297 amino acids. The transcript is spliced from 3 exons. The record is from RefSeq and is a predicted model, not a curated record.
AUGGAUGACUUGGAUUUGGAUACAUUUCUGAGAUUAGAAUCAAAUGACUUUAAUCAACGUAAAGAAGUCGAAAGAAUUCUUGCAUUGCAUGCUGCAUCAACUACAAUCGAACCAGUCGACGGUGAAGCAUUCCUUAGUUCAGUCAAUCCAAUAGAACUUUUAGACCUUCCGUUAACCAUCUAUGUAACCUGCGAUAUUCAAGACAGAUCUAUCAAACUUCAGUAUCGUAAACGCUCGUUGCUUGUUCAUCCUGACAAGUGUACUCAUCCUCGAGCUCAAGAAGCAUUCGACUUGUUAAAAAAAGCAGAGGCUGCCAUCAUGGAUCCAGUCAAACGCAAGGCCAUCUUGGGAUUUAUGUUUGAAGCCAGAGCGAUUGUUUUCAUGGCAAAAAAAAUCCCAUUACCAAAGGUUCACACUCCCGUACAGACAAAACAGGCUGAAGAUGCUGCUCCGUUACCUCCUGUCAUGCCAGUGUCUGAACCAGUGGAUGUUAGAGGAAUUUUGGAACAGUUUCCUCAGAUUGGAACAGAGAUUCAGACACAGACUAGGAAACUAUUGUAUGAAUUACUAAACCGAGACAAGAUUCGAAUGGAGAAUGCCGAGGGUCGACGACUUGCUGAAGCUGAGCGUGAAUUGUCUGAGCGUCGUCGUAAAAUGGAACAUAACAAAAACUGGGAAGCUACGAGAGAUUCUCGAGUAGAUAGUUGGCGUAAGUUUCAAACUGGAAAGACUAAAAAGAAGAAGAAGAAGGACGAUGACUUGCCACCUGGAGCCAUUCCGUAUAAUAUUGCUCAACACAAUCCUGUACAAUUGUUGGAUUCAAAACAACAGUCAGAGUCUAGCAAACAAACAUCAAUGCAAUCUCAUCGAGCAGCACCUUAUCGCAAGCGAUAA